Molecule: messenger RNA, 2242 nt
Organism: Myxocyprinus asiaticus (Chinese sucker)
Lineage: Eukaryota; Metazoa; Chordata; Actinopteri; Cypriniformes; Catostomidae
Exons: 4
Coding region: 715-1689 (324 amino acids)
Molecular function (GO): 2-oxoglutarate-dependent dioxygenase activity; methyltransferase activity
Source: RefSeq, a predicted model, not a curated record
AGAAAACAGCAUACAGGUAUGGAACGACAUGAGGGUGAGUAAAUAAUUACAGAAUGUUCAUUUGGAUAUGCUGUGAUAAGCGUAUAGGCCAGCUCAGCUUGAAGCGUUUUUGGAGCAAUCAUUCCACUCAUGCUCAGAAGAAAGUCCAUCAUCCACGACAAGCUCUCGUCUUUUCGGUAUCUUUCAGCUGAAUGAUCAAAUACUUCCUUGAACAGACUGUAUGAAUUUGUAACAUCCAUGCGCUUGAUUCUGUACAGAUGUUCCUCAUGCAAACUUCAAAGCCCUCCUGCUUAGCAAUAAAAUCAAAGCUACAGCACAGCAAACCGUGAGAUUGGCGGAACUUGUAUCUGGAUCUUGAUGGAACACAAAAGGAUCUUCACGCAGCUCUUUUCAAUUCAGCAACAGCUAAUAGUGACCAUGACGGUCAAAACUAUAUGGGCGCUCUACUCGUUCCGCUUUUCCGCAGUUCUUUAGCCCAGAUCACUGGAGCAGUGUGAAGUCCCAUGCAGCUUCAAACGUUCAAUCAUUAUUCCUGUCCCAAAGAAACCCAAAACCACAGGACUUAAUGACUACAGACCCGUCGCUCAGACGUCUGUGGUCAUGAAGUCAUUUGAGAGUCUAGUGUUGGCCCACCUGAAGAACAUCACUGGACCCUUUCUAGAUCCCCUUCAAUUUGCUUAUUGAGCAAACAGGUCUGUGGAUGAUGCAGUCAACAUGGGAUUGCAUCAUAUCCUGCAACAUCUGGACAGACCGGGGACAUAUGCAAGGAUCCUUUAUGUGGACUUCAGUUCAGCUUUCAACACCAUCAUCCCAGCUAUUCUUCAGACUAAAUUACACCAGCUCUCUGUUCCCAUGUCUAUCUGUCAGUGGAUCACCAGCUUUCUGACGGACAGGCAGCAGCUUGUGAGACAGGGGAAAUUCACUUCCAGCACCUGUACGAUCAGCACUGGUGCCCCACAGGGAUGUGUACACUCCCCACUACUCUUUGACCCCUCUGUCAAGCUCCUGAAGAUUGCAGAUGACACUACUGUCAUUGGCCUCAUCCAAGAUGACAAUGAGUCUGAAUACAGAAGGGAGGUUAAACAGCUGGCUGUCUGGUGCAGUCAAAACAACCUAGAGCUGAACACGCACAAAACAGUGGAGAUGAUAGUGGACUUUAGGAGGAACACCCCAACACUGUCCCCCCUCACUAUUCUGAACAGCACUGUGGCAGCAGUGGAGUCAUUCAGGUUCCUGGGCACUACCAUCUCACAGGACCUGAAGUGGGAGACCCACAUUGACUCCAUUGUGAAAAAGGCCCAGCAGAGGUUGUACUUCCUUUGCCAGCUGAGGAAGUUCAACCUGCCACAGAUGCUGCUGAUACAGUUCUACUCAGCAGUCAUUGAGUCUGUCCUCUGCACUUCAGUAACUGUCUGGUUUGGUUCAGCUACAAAAUCAGACAUCAGAAGACUACAAAGGACAGUUCGGACUGCUGAGAGGAUUAUUGGUUGCCCCCUGCCCCCCCUUCAAGAACUAUACACUUCCAGAGUGAGGAAAAAGGCUGGAAAAAUCACUCUGGAUCCCACUCACCCUGCCCACUACCUUUUUGAACUGUUGCCUUCUGGCCGACGCUUCAGAGCUCUGAGCACCAGAACCGUCAGGAACAGGAACAGUUUUUUCCCUCAGGCUAUCCAUCUCAUGAACAGUUAAAACUGCCCCUUUGAGCAAUAAUUAUGUGCAAUACACAGCUUAGUCUAUGUAUAUUUAUCCAACAUACCAUACCUCUUCUGCCUUUACAUUCCCUUGCUUCUGUAUAUAACAGAUUUGUGUUUGUAUAUUGAACAUAUGUAUGUAUAUAUACCGGUCAAAAGUUUUUAAAUACUUAUUCUUUAUUAUAAUUUUAUUUUAAUUUUAUUUUUUCACAUUUUAGAAUAAUAGUAAAGUCAUCACAACUAUGGAAUAACAUAAAUGGAACUAUGGGAAUUAUGUUGUGACUAAACAAAAUCCAAAAUGAAUCAAAACUGUGUUAUAUUUUAGCAUCUUCAAAGUAGUCACUCUUUGCCUAGAAUUUGCAGACAUGUACUCUUGACAUUUUCUCAACCAACUUCUUGAGGUAUCACCCUGGGAUGCUUUUUAAACAGUAUUGAAGGAGUUCCCAUCUAUGUUGGGCACUUAUUGGCUGCUUUUCUUUAUUAUUUGGUCCAAGUCAUCAAUUUCAAAAACUUUUUUUUUUAUUAAAUUUUAGUUUUAUAAUGAAAUAAAU